AUGGACCUCCCUUUGUCGCGGCUGCACAGUUCCGCCUUUUCAGACACGGAAAGGCUGGUCGCCUUCCUCAACAAGACUGAGGGGAGGGACAAGGCCACGAAGGCGCUGCAGUACGGCUGCCGGCUGCUGGCGUGGGCUUCGAGCAAUUCGAAGAUAUCGGAGAAGUUUGCCUCCCUUUGCA
This is a messenger RNA of Eimeria tenella, 181 nucleotides long. Its product is annotated as peroxisomal biogenesis factor 11 domain-containing protein, putative. The annotation marks the transcript as partial. The transcript is spliced from 2 exons. The record is from RefSeq and is a predicted model, not a curated record. Gene Ontology annotation, cellular component: peroxisomal membrane. Lineage: Eukaryota; Apicomplexa; Conoidasida; Eucoccidiorida; Eimeriidae. Gene Ontology annotation, biological process: peroxisome fission.